Eimeria mitis is the source of this 1014-nucleotide messenger RNA. Its product is annotated as sodium-dependent transporter, putative. Lineage: Eukaryota; Apicomplexa; Conoidasida; Eucoccidiorida; Eimeriidae. Bases 1 to 1014 code for a protein of 337 amino acids. The transcript has 6 exons. The record is from RefSeq and is a predicted model, not a curated record.
AUGAUAGGCAGCAGCUCAGCUUCAGAGGGAGGCGGGGAUCGUCUCCAGGCCGUGAAGGUCUGCAGCACCUCCCCUACCCACUGCAGCAGCAGCGAUGCAUCUGCUGCUGCUGCUGCUGCUGCUGCUGCUGCAGCUGCUGCUGCUGUAGAAGGCAGCAGCAGCGCGGGCGGGUCCUGCAGCAGCAGCAGCAGCACAGCAGAUGCAGCAUCUGUUUGUCUUGCUGCUUCUCCCCCCCCUCCUCAGCAGCAGCAGCAGCUGCUCAUCACCAAUGCCCCGACUAAUACUGCAGCAGCAGCGCGGGCGGGUCCUGCAGCAGCAGCAGCAGCACAGCAGAUGCAGCAUUUGUUUGUCUUUGGGAGGCGGGGAUCGUCUCCAGGCCGUGAAGGUCUGCAGCCCCUCCCCUACCCACUGGGAGGCGGGGAUCGUCUCCAGGCCGUGAAGGUCUGCAGCCCCUCCCCUACCCACUGCAGCAGCAGCAGCACGCGCAUCUCUCCACAAGGAUACUUCAGCAGCUUUUUCCCCAGCAGCCGCAGCAGCAGCAGCAGCAGCAGCAGCAGCAGCAAGUGCAGCAGCAAGCUGUGGGGGGGCCAUCGCCGCCCCAUCGAUGUGGUGGUGCCGAGGUGCAUAUACACCCCAGAAGACAAGCCUACGAGUUUGCUGCUGCCACCGAAGCAGCAGCAGCAGCAGCAGCAGCAGCAGCAGCAGCAGCAUGGGGGACGCUGCGUUGCAGACGCAGAAGCAAAGGCAGCAGCUUUCUUUGCGCAUGCAGUGCUGCAGCAGCCACCAAGAGAACCAGCAGCAGCAGCAGCACCAGAAGCAGCAGCAGCAGCAGCAGAAAUAGCAGCAGCAGCAGCAGCAGAAGAAGCAGCAGCAGCAGGAGGAUCAUCUCCAGGGACAUCGCUAUCAUCAGCAGCAGCACCGCAACCAGCAGCAGCAGCAGCAGCAGCAGCAGGAUCACCAGCAGCAGCAACAGCAGCAGCAGACCAGAAGCAGCAGCAGCAGCAGCAGAAAUAG